AUGGACAUUGCCGCUGGCGUCGUUGGUUUCAUCGGCUUAUCAGGACAGAUCUUGCAAGGGUGCAAUUACCUCUGCAAGACCUUCUCUGAUGCCGCGGACGCCCCGGACGUCAUUGUCGCCGUCUCGACUGAAUUGUGCGCUGUCAGAUCCCGGCUCGAGGCUUUCCAGCAUCUGCUAUUGGAAAUACAGGCCAGUGCUCCUGCCUGCUUAAGGGUACAACAAGAUCCCGCUGUUCCGCUACAAAGCUGCCAAAAUGCAAUACAGAAAGUACAGAGCUUUGUAGACAAAUACGCGGAUCUCUCGAUCUCUAUAGCAUCAAGUUCCGGCAAUGUCAAGUCUUAUAAGGCCGCGUUCUACAAAGCAUGGCAGAAAUUUGAUGUGGCAAGAAGAGGUGACCAGCUCAGAGGAUAUGUGUCACAGUUAGAAGCCGCAAAGUCUUCCUUGUUAGCCGUACGAAGCCCGAAGCGACAGAAAAUAAGCAAGUCGGUCUUCAAUGUCUGGUUCGGACGGAUUGAAUUAACGUCAUCAAUCAUAAAGCAAGAAGAUGAUAUAGACUCAGACUAUAUUCCUCCAACACGCCUUCAGGCACGACAGACGAGCUUUCGACUUAUUCUGAAUUCGUGGUUCCUGAGGUUUGGUGUUCUGUUCGAAACUGGACAAAGUAGACCUACAAUCUCCCACCCCGGAUGGGAUAAUCGGUUACGAGUCAUUCGUACCCAUCAGGGGGACUCGUUAGUCUACAAUAUCAUUCGUCGUGCUGACUACGUGGGUUUUCGGCAACUUUUGGAGAGUCGAGAGGUCACGCCCUUUGAUCUUGUAGACUCUAAAGACCUUUUUAAGGGAUCGUUGUUCGAGGCUGUUAUCCGGCAGUUUGGUAUAGAAGAUAAUAAAGAAAACCCCGUCAUGCGAAGAGAUUGGCUCAAUAUUGCAAAGUUGCUUGCAGACUCCGGCGUAGACUGUGGUGUUGGUGGAUCGCUGUUUUGGAUCAUGUUCGCGCUGGCGCUCAGUCUCGAUGAAGUUACUCUAAGUUUGUUCCGCAUCAUAAUGGCACAGAGUCAAACAGAUCCUUUCGAAGAUUCGGGUGAGGCAAUUGCCAAGAACUUGUUUGUUAUGGUUCGCCAUAGUCAGCUCUCCCCUCUGAUCAAGCAAGAUGAGUGGGACCUCUCCGAGUUUACAAAGCUGUUCGACGAUUACGGGGGAAAUGGAUCGUUUCAAUUCAUGGUUAGAACCGAGGGGAAUACGAGGAAGUGGGGGGAAAGGCAGAAGCAGAAGUGGCGUCGAAUGCCAGUAUCUCUUAGGAGGUCAAGAUCUUAUUGUGUGGCCGUAUUUGGGUCGCAUUUUAUUAAAGUUUUGUGGCCGAAGCUUUACUGGUCGGAUGGAAAGCCAGCUUUCUGGCAGUCGAGACAAGCUUGUGAAGAAUUCUUUGGUGAACGUUUCGUUGAUUACGAAUGGCCAAAACUAUACUGCGAAGAGGAGAUACCUUCUUUUUGGCGUUCAAGGGAAGCCUGUCUCGAAGCCUUCGGUGAACCUUUCGUUAAUUGGGACUGGCCAGAAAUGUACUGGAAACAAGAGCUACCUACUUUCUGGCACUCGAGAAAGGCUUGUCUAGAGAUUUUUGGAGAAAUUUUCAUAAAAUAUAACUGGCCAACGUGUUUGGGGAAGACGUGCUUCGAGUUCUUGGAAGGAAAAGGAGCUUUCGGGCAACCUGGGAUGUGGAUUUGCAAAGGGACCAAUGGAAAUAUAUGGAUCACUCAGAUGGUAGAAUGCUGGUCGAAGGAUGACAUUCCCCAGAGACAUCUAAGACAAUAUUGCAUAGACCAAUAUGGCGUCAAUUUUGUCAGAGAAGAGCUACCAUCUCUAUUGAGACGGGAUGGAUUGCCGGAGGAAGAAGUAGUCCGACUGACUGAGGACGGUCCGGAUAUGGAGCCACCGCCCCCUCUUCCAUAUUGGGAGUAUGAAGACAAGUCAGGCCUCGAAUAUGAGGAGUCAGAGGACAGCCAAGAUGAGCAUGAUGCAGACAGCGAUGCCGGCAGCAGAGGAGAGAGCGAUGACGAAGUGAGUGAUGGAGACAGUGAUGACGAACUGAGUGACGGCUGGCACGGUUCAAUUCCGAUCGGAGGGUAA
Endocarpon pusillum Z07020 is the source of this 2124-nucleotide messenger RNA. RefSeq lists its product as uncharacterized. Lineage: Eukaryota; Fungi; Ascomycota; Eurotiomycetes; Verrucariales; Verrucariaceae. The coding region runs from base 1 to 2124 and encodes 707 amino acids. The record is from RefSeq and is a predicted model, not a curated record. The transcript is spliced from 2 exons.